Messenger RNA from Amoebophrya sp. A25, 154 nucleotides. Lineage: Eukaryota; Dinophyceae; Syndiniales; Amoebophryaceae. The record is from the annotation of a GenBank genome assembly.
GGGAGGUUUUGGAAAAGUGCACGCCCUACGCUAACCAGUACUGCCUUGACUGCGUCAAUGCGUUUGUUGCUUGUGGAUUGACGAAGGACAAGGUCUGUAUGAUUACCCGCGAGAUCAAGGACGAACAGGAGUUUGCUACGAUUUCCAAAGUCAC